GCACGUCUUCCAAGUGAUUUCCUAAAUAAAUACUCUUCCACGAAACAAACGCCUUUAUCGCGUGUUCAUCCAUCCACUUUCCUUUCCUUUCAUCUUCCCUUUUCCUCUGCACGAAUCCUUUCCUCCAAUCUUUCGAUCUUUCCGCCAUGUCCAUGGACCUUGAAUUUCCUGAAAAUCUCCCUAAAAUCCGCCUUCCUUUACAGGUUCGAUCGCCUCCUAAGCCUUCCAAUUCCAUCAACAUCCCUUCCUCCGUCUCCGAUCACGACGGCGCCGACCUUGACCACCGCGGCUGCCGGACGCCGACCUCUGCUGAGCACAAGAUUCCGAAGAUCAUCAGCUGUCCUGGAGCGCCGAGGAAGCCGAAGCGUCCUCCCGUACCUUGCAAGAGGAAGUUGACCAUGGAGCUCAAAUUCUUUGAGUUCGUGAAUCAAGAAGAAGUCGAUAAUUUCUUCCGAUCCGCUUACGAUCUCGAAGCUUCUUCCACGGCGCCGCCGAAGAGGAGCUGCUGCCGGUCAGCCUGAUAAUCCAGAUUGUCGGUUUGAGCCCUAAAUUACUACACCGAUUAUAGAAAAUCAAUUUUUCUUUAAUUCUUUUCUUUUCUUUUCUUUUUUUUUUCCUUUUCCUUUCUCUCCGAUAGCGAGUCAGCUCUUGAUGUGUAUUAUUAUUACACGUACAUACCACAUGGAAUCGAAUCGAAUCGAAUCGAAUGCAAGUCCUCUUUGCAUCAUCAUCGGAGAUAGAUAAUCGUAUUUCCCGAAACAAACAGAACAUUCCGCACAUAUAUCUCUUCUUCUCCCCCUAAAAUUUCUCAUCAAUUUCCUGAAAUUCUCUGCUUCUUUGAUCGUUUCUGCAGAUUUCUAAAUUCUUGAUCUGAAAUUCCAAAUCGAACUCAUGUAAGUUAGAAACCCUAACUAUUUCGUAUUCCUGUUGUAUGAAUGAAUCCGAUCCGUAGCUACAAUAAUUGAGUAUAGAAAUCAUGAAUUCGCUGCUGAUGAAUGAAAUUACACGAUCAUGUUGAUGA
This is a messenger RNA of Cucurbita pepo subsp. pepo (vegetable marrow), 1021 nucleotides long. RefSeq names its product cyclin-dependent protein kinase inhibitor SMR1. Gene Ontology annotation, biological process: regulation of DNA endoreduplication. The record is from RefSeq and is a predicted model, not a curated record. Lineage: Eukaryota; Viridiplantae; Streptophyta; Magnoliopsida; Cucurbitales; Cucurbitaceae.